Branchiostoma floridae (Florida lancelet) is the source of this 3856-nucleotide messenger RNA. RefSeq lists its product as uncharacterized. NCBI's taxonomy places the organism in Eukaryota, Metazoa, Chordata, Leptocardii, Amphioxiformes, Branchiostomatidae. Gene Ontology annotation, molecular function: zinc ion binding; nucleic acid binding. The transcript is spliced from 2 exons. The record is from RefSeq and is a predicted model, not a curated record. Bases 910 to 3723 code for a protein of 937 amino acids.
UGUGGGUCGGAUCGGACAGAGUACAUCAGUACAUGGAGUACUAGUCUGAAUAUGAGGCAUUGCAAGUCUGCCAACAGUGGACGUCUGUACAGUAUAACGUUAUUUACAGUUACUCAAGCUAUAUAUACUCAAGCGACUUUGUAAACUAUCCAGUUGCUUCAGUAACUUAUAUAUCUAUAUUACGUACCUGGGUGUCUAACCUUCAUCGACAUAUGUGUAGAUCUAAGUAUAUUUCAAACGUAUAGUCUAUCAAACGUCAGAUUUAACUGUUGCGUCAUGUAUUAGUAACGUUAUAGGUCUACAUUUGCGCUACGGAGGGCGAAAUCAUGUUGCUAAUACAUGAAUCUGUGACAUCCACAUUUUGUAACUGCACUUCGUCUCCGCCUAAGAAUUCUUUGUAUAGAGCAAGAAUAGCAGGUCUGGGAAUGUUUGUUAUAAAGACUUGCAUAAAAUGUCUUCCUUAUAAGUGUAAAACCUUUGACGUAAGCGAAACCUAGAGUUUACGGGUCAAAGGAAUAGGGUUUUCCCCGCUCUGUCAGCAUUUAAACAAUUUGCAAUGGCAGCGUUACCGAAACUGUUCUUGUAAUUAACAACGGGUAUGUAAAUGUAUGACUAUAGUUCUUUCUCUCUACUUCCAUAGGGUACUCAGGAAACUGCGAACGAUGCGUUGUGACCCCGACUAUAGCUAGUAACCUGGAACCCAGCCAGUUUAAUUUCAGGGCCAGUCUGUCGGCACCAGGACUAACAUGCUCCCGAGAAAACUUUGUGCCAGUCCCCUUAGGAAAACCCUCAGCUUCAAGCAGGCAAAAACCACCGAGGUGGAUUCAGUUGGCCAGGCGGAGUUGAAGCUUCACGUGACUGAGAAAAAUCAACAUGUAACCCUGAAUCCUACACAAAGGCUGGAGUGAAAUGACUGAAACGUAUUGCACCCUGUGCCGGGCGCCCUUUUCUGGUGCCCAGGCAGCGAAAGAACAUUUCGUAGGAAAGCGCCAUAUGAAGAAUCUGGAAAAACAGCGUAUGAUGUCUCCUUCGACGGAAACAUGGUCUACAACAAGAGAUGGGGUCAAAUCCAAAAUCUUAUCACAAUCUGAAGAACAUGAGGUUCAACUCACCGAAAACCAUAUCGCGAAUACCCACAGGGUGUCCAGAAUUUUCUGUGAAUUGUGCAAAGCACCAUUUUCUAGUGUCGUAGCCGCCGCACAGCACUAUGCAGGGAAGCGGCACAAAAAGAUGGUGGAGAAGCAAGAAAUAAUUUCUAACUUGACUGGAACGGGAAUGAUGGUCGCCCAAUCGGCAUUUAGUACCGAAACUGAUCAUUUGGCGCCUGUAGAGAAGACUGUCCCAACAACACAUGACCAACAGUCCUCAUAUGCCCAUGACUUCGACACAUGUAAUGUUGGAAGUCCAAAUUUCUAUGACGCCGACACAUGUGCUAUUGGAAGUCUGAAUGUCGAUGGCAUCAACAUAUAUGGUUUUGGAACUCCAAGCGCCCAUGACGUCGACGCAUAUGCUACUGGAGGUCCAAACGCCCAUAGCGUCAACACUUAUGCUAUUGGAGGUCCGAGCACCCAUGGCGUAGACACAAAUGUUAUCGGUUUUCCAAGUGUUGAUGGCGUCGACACAUAUGCUGUUGGGGGUCCAAGUGCUCAUGGCGUCGACACAUAUGCCAUUGGACCUCCAAGUACUCGAGCUCAUGGUGUCAACACAUAUGCUGUUGAAAGUCCAAGCUUGCAUAGCCUCGAUGCACAUGCUAAGGGAAAUCCAAGUGCCCAUGGCGUUGACACAUCUGCGACUGGAGACACCGACCAUUUCGAACCCAGCAGCUCUGUAGUCUCACAGUCAUUCGUCGAGGAAGAUGCUUACUUCUGUAGAACAUGUUCGAUGCCUCUCUCGGGCCCGGUUCCCGCAAAACAGCACUACUCAGGCCGAACGCACAGGAAAAGGUCGCAAGCAGUAAGUUGCUCGUCCCAACUUGCUAGUGUUCUGAAGAAAAAUGGCCAAGAUAACAUCAUAUCAAGCAGAAAACAAGUUGAACAGACUGCACAUGGCAACUAUGCCUUUCCUUCACAGAGUUUUCUAUCAGAGACAAGUUUCUGCUCCGUGUGCAAUGUUUCCCUGUCCGGCCCACAGCCAGCGAUGCAGCAUUACUCCGGCCGAGUACACAAACGGAAACUAGAAUUGCUGAGGAACGAAGAAUCGCCAACCAACCAACUGUCGAGGCAAACCCAUCCAGCACAUUCGAUUGAAUCUGAAGAGGAAGAUACGGCAGGGGUAAUGAGUAUUGAUGUACAGGAAGAGACAAAAAAGCGACACGAGGAGACCCAAGACACAUACGUUACUGGCACAAUAUUGCUCUUCUCAGCUAAAUUGGAAGAAAAAUGUUGUCUAGCAUCAAAACAUUCAACUGAUACAGGACUAAACCAAUCGGAACGGAGAUCGGCUUUAGAACAUCCAAUGGACCAAUCAAAACGGAGGUCGGCAUCAGGUGGUCAGAUAGACCAAUCAGAGUGGGUUUCAGCAUCAAGAGGUCAAAUGGACCAAUCAGAACAGAGAAGGACAUCACAAGAUCAAUCCUCUUCAUCAACAGUAACGUCAUCACCGGUUGUGUAUUGGCAAACGCCAGCUUCUUCUCAGGAAUGUCGUGUUCACUGCCGAUCUGUGUCUGAACUUACAUCCGAAUCACCUGUUCAAAAACUUCAGCCUCGUACAAAGAUGCUCUCUACUUCAAGAUUGGCGUGUAACUUUCAGACCGAGAUGGCACCUACAAAUAAAGUGGAGAGGAGAAACGAUUCUGCAACGUUGUGUGUAGGCCAAACGACGACUAACGAAACCCCUCACUUAAAGCCGUCCAUGGGCAGUACCCCCACGUGCACAGUCGGUCUACAGUCCGUGGCCGUUUCGCCGGUUGUAUCCGAGCAGUCACCGAUACCAGUGGCAGUGCAAAGCCUGUUAGUCGAGAAUGAAAAGUCUUGCGAGAAAACAUCUUUGAAGACGUCUCCCAUGCUUAACAACACAGCAGAGGGUUUCAAUUUAGAAGGGGAUACGACGACGGACGACAAACGCUUUGGACAUCAAAGGUCACAGAAAGAAAACACAUUAGUUUCUGGCACGGUAUCUGAUGAUUCCUUUAUCGGACUGGGUUUAAAUGUAUCGAUGAGUGAGCAAAUAGCUAAGAACUGUCAAGAGAUGGCGAGCGCCCGCAGGAAAAUAGAACAUUUCCUCAACAGUAGGCCGGCUUCUGAUGCACCAAGAGCGCCUCCUAGCGACCGUCAUUCUACAGCAACAACGGCAGAGAGAGAAGAGUCUCCUAAACAUGAACCGGCAGAGCUCUUAACGAACACAGUACCGCAUGAAGAGCAUUUCUUCUAUUGUGAUAUUUGUAAACUCUCAGUGUCGGGUCCUAAACCUCUCUCUGAUCAUAACAAUGGCGCAAAGCAUAAAAAGAAAUUAAAAAUGCUAGGACUUCUAAACCCCGAAAGUACAUGUACAGCGUCUAACUCCUCUGCAGUUAAUUGCACCGGGUCUGUAGCAAUGGGUUGUUGCAAUAUACCAGCACCACUUGAUAGUAUGACUUCAGUAGACAACCAAAUGCACAGUAGGGACUUAGAUACGUGUACCAAGAUGAGUCCACGUAGUACGUUUUCAUCGAUGGACUAUAUGAAGCAACUGUCCGAACAUAUUGCGAGAACUGCAGAAGAGAAAGAGGAAUUGUUGUCUGAGUAACUGCGGGCGAAGUCCAAGGCUAACAAACAAAGACACAGUCCGACAACAAUCCCUCCGUUUUCAAGAAGGUAAAAAUACAAAAAGGGGGUUCUUAAUUCCAUUUUUGUUAAACUUUUGCUUGAUGUUGACCUUU